AUUUAACCAAAGAAGAAGACCAACCGGAAGUCAGAGCGGGAAGCAGAGCUAGUCGUGGAGCUAGCGGUCGCCCUUGCUAAGUUUAAGAAUGGCUAAUUUAGGGAACUGGAGGGAGUCAAUCAGGCAGCGGUUAGCUGCUGCUGGAGCAGACAUACUCGCUGAGUGUGAAAACGCGAUCAUCCACACGGAAGAGCAGAUCCUCCAUCAGCGCAGAAUGCUGGACGCCAUGAAGACAGAAGCGAGGAUGCAAAUAAUCGAUGACAUUAAACGGGAGGAGGAGGAGGAAAAGGAGGUUCUCCCUGAUGAUCACCUUUCUGACCAGGAGGAGCCUUCCGGUCUGGAGGAGGAUGAUCUAGAACCUUCACGGGUUAAAGAGGAGCAGGAAGAGGAGCCCUGCACCAGUCAGGGUGGAGAGCAGCUUGUGCUGAAGGAGGAGACGAGUACCAGCUCGGAGACUCUCGGUGCGAGGGGCUUCAGAGGAGAGCUUCUAGGUGAAGACACCUGCAGAGACGCCUCUGAGGAGGAAUCCCAGAGGAAGCGUGACCGUAAGACGGGGGCCAAACGGUUUUCGUGUGAAGUCUGUGGGAAAGGUUUUGAUUAUCGGGCUUCUUACGUACUCCACAUGAAAACGCACACCAACGAGAAGCCCUUGGGUUGUAGAACAUGUGGGAAAAUGUUCCGGAGAAGUGAUAAACUUCUGCUGCACACGAGAACGCACACGGGCGAGAAGCCGUACCUUUGUAACAUCUGUGGCAAAAGCGUUUCCGACCCUUCUAGUUUUAAGAAGCAUUUGUCGAGCCACUCGGACGAUAAGCCGCACACCUGUGUGACGUGUGGUCAAAACUUUAAAUACACGGACACUCUGAAGAUCCACAUGAGAAUCCACACGGGCGAGCGGCCGUACGUCUGCAGCCUGUGUGGGAAUAAAUUUGUUAACGCGUCGAAGCUGAACCGCCACAAGAAGACCCACACGGACGAGAAACCGCACGUCUGCGACACGUGCGGGAAAAGAUUCAUCCGCCUGCACGGCUUAAAGAAUCACAUGAAAACACACACAGGUGAGAAGGUGUACGCCUGUGUGGCGUGUGGAGAGGGUUUCAGCUCCGUCUGCGGUCUGAACCGUCACACGAAGGUCCACGCAGGCGAGACGUCGCUGGAGUGAAGCGUCUCUGAUGACUAAACAAACCAGAAAGAUCCUUACAGAGACUUUAGGUGGGAUUGCAGCACGGCGAUGGCAGAAGUCCGUAGUUUACUCUAUCGGAAGGAUUUUCUCAUUUCAACCCAAAGUUUUUCUUGUACUUUAAGAUUCUGAGAGUGCAGAGAAAAAAUGAAUGAGUGAAUAUUAACCAGUAAAAUGUUGGUUAAGAAAAUAAAAACGUAAAACUGAGCAGAAAUCUUUGUUUUGUUUUGUUUUGCUGGUGAAGCUGAACGCAGCCCAAAGAGUGUUCAUCUCUGUUUGGAUUAUUAAUAACAAAAAACGUUGAUGCAGUGAUGGAGGUGAACGCUGAAAUGAUUAUUUUGCCUUUAUGUCGGCAAAAACAGUAUACAUACAGCGGCCAGCCCAAAAAGCCUCCGCCGGGAUUUAACUGUAAGACUGGUAGGAGGAUGUGGAGGAUAGGGCUGUCCCGAUGCAACCUUUUCACUUCCGAUACGAUAGCGAUAUUGCAGCCUUCAGGAUUGACGGAUACCAAUAUCAAUUCGAUACGAUAGCAGCACAAAUCCUGCAGACUGACUGUUUCGGAGUGUGGAAUUUGUGAAAGGCUUGAUCCAGUGAUAUUACUGUGUCAGAGAACAAGAGCCAAUAACAGUAAGUAUGAAAAAAAUAAAUUUUUCUUAACCAUUGGUUGCAAAAAUGUGAACCUUAACGGACUGCUUAGAUCGGAGAUUUUUGAUGCCGUCCGAUAUAAUCCAGCAGCGAAAGUUUCAUCUCCUAAAAUUAAUCCAGAUUUUCAUCUUUAAAAAUUAAACAACAGAAUUUCAACAGAAUAUUUUUCAGUUUUUAUUCCGCAGCAGAUCUUCAGCAGAAAUCAGGUGACCUGGUGACCCGGGCCAAAGCAAACGUCAGCCAAUCAAAUCAUGCUCAUUUGACCAUGUGACACCUUGUUAGGGAUUUUAUCAAUCACCUAAUACCUGCAGCAAAGGGAAAAGACAAUCACACGAGUUACUGUUUGCAAAUCAGGGCAGAUGCUCAAAGGCUCGAGGCUUACAACUGCAAGGUGCAGCUGCCCUUCCAGUUUAUUUAUCUCAUGAGGUAAGACAGGAAUGCGUGUGUGGGGGUGGGUGUGAAUAAGAAUGCUUUCAGGCAGAGUAAUACAUAAUACAUUCAGUUAAUGGGAUUAAAGGCACAGUCUGCAACAUUUAAAUGUAGAAUAACUUUAAAAAUGUUUGAUUUUGACCAUCUGACCCAAUUUUAUUUAAAAAAGUAAAUAAUCUUUAAUAUUUCAAUUUUCUCCUAAGUCCCUCCCCUGCCCUGUAGAGCUCAGCCAAUAUUUCUGCAAGCCUAACGCGUUGACCAAUAGCGCUGCGUUUCCACCAGGGGGCAGCUGUCAAUCAUCGAGCCACGAGCGGUCUCAGCGUGCACAAUAGUGUCACGCGCCUCACUCGGCUUACUGCAGAAACAUGGAGCAACAAAACCCCAAAUUACCGAUUCCUCGACUGCCUUCCACAUCUCAGAAAACAUUUAAAAAGUUUAAAAGCCCUUCUUCAAAAGUGGCUCUAAGACGUUUGAGACAGUCGAGUAGAAUUUACAUUGGAGAUUGUUUUACACACGAUGGAGAGAUUUUCAUGAUCUACACGGCCUGAAAACGGAUGAAGAGGUGGCAAAGUAUCUUUUAGACAGUCAUCAGUCCAAAUAUGAAGCAUCAACAUCUACACCAUUGAAGCGCCAACUGUUUAUUUCUCCAACACCAGUGCCAGCUCUGUCUAGCAUUCAUGGAGAGUCAUCUGAAAGGGAUGAUAAUUUGGAGGAGGUGAUGGAACAAGGUGAAACUAAAAAAGAAGGAUCUUCACAAAUUGUUAUCUUGUGUGGGAAUUGAAGCAAACAUUGACGAGGAAGAGUUCAACAAUAUUCAAAACUCUGU
This is a messenger RNA of Nothobranchius furzeri (turquoise killifish), 3080 nucleotides long. Its product is annotated as zinc finger protein 501. Lineage: Eukaryota; Metazoa; Chordata; Actinopteri; Cyprinodontiformes; Nothobranchiidae. The record is from RefSeq and is a predicted model, not a curated record.